AUGGGACCCGGAAUGAUCUUCACGGCUUGCCUUAUCGCUUUGCAGUUGCAGCUGGCUGUCCCCACUUCUGAAGCAUCAGACGGUAACUUCACGCUGUCUUUUCUGGAUGGCUGGCAUUCACAAUACGGUCAAGACCAAAGGAUUAUGAGGUGGCUCUACAAUGAAGAAGCCGCAGAAGCUGCGAACGAUGUCGCACAUGGACGUGCCCAUCGCCAGGGAAUCUUCAUCGAGCUCGGUGCUGGUGACGGGCUCGCCGGCAGCAAUUCUUUAGCUUUCGAGCAGAAGCUUGGCUGGACUGGGCUCCUGAUUGAGCCGGUGCAGUACUUCUACGAGCAGCUGCAGAUCAACCGCCCGCACGCCACCUGCGUGCACGCUUGCGUUGCAGGGGCGACCGGCCCAAAGUCCUUCGCAGAGAGCGGAGUCAAUAGUGGCACAACCGGGCGCCUGGUUGCUUCAAGCAAUCUUGAUAAUCUCAUUGAGAUGACCUGCCAAACGUUAGGCGAUCUGAUCGAUAUGCACCUUGGGGAGAUGGGACGGCACAUCGACUUCCUGUCGCUUGACACGGAAGGUACGGAGCUAGAGAUACUCGGAACUUUCGAUUUCGACAGGCACCAGGUGGAUGUAAUGAGCAUUGAGAUCGACGAUGCUCUUUCGCAAGAAGCCUACCGGCGCUUAACUCGCUUGCUCAAGCGGAAGGGCUUCCGAUUCCUUGACAGACUGCUGGUGGAUGAAAUUUGGGUACGGACACCUGGACCGCAGUCUGACCCUACUUGCAUUUACCCUUCCCUGCAUUUAGAGGGUGCACGGCCUCAUGCAGGCACAUAUUCUUGGGGUAGUCUGCGGAAGGUACUCACAAGCCUGCGGGAUGUUCUUCUUCAGCAGCCGUUGGAGGCUUUCGAUGAAGGUGUCUUAUCUGGGGAGCCAAAGGAGUUAUUGGCAGUGAAUUACUUCUUCUACCAAUGGACGGAAGCGGACUUGCAGGAGUGGGAAAUGGCAUGCCCAGCAGGCAUGUUGACUCUAGGUCUUGCUUUCGUGCUGUUUCACAACCGUUUCGGUGCAGCCACACCAUGGGCUUUGACAAAAGAGUUUCGCCAGCAAUCGGUGUUCCAUCACACGGAGCGAAUCCUUCGUCUGGAGCGGAUUGCAGACUUUGUGGGUCAGGUGAGGGAGUCGGAGCUGUCGGCUAGCCCCUUUGUGUUUCGCUUCCCCUUAGGCAGGGCCUGGCACUCAACGAGUUUCGAGCAGCUCCUGGAGGCGCGAUGGCCCAUUUUUGGAUUCCUGGAUGUCGCCGCAAAGCGCGUUGGGAACUCGGGGCACUUGAUCGAGUCCAGCAGUUACAGGGGGGUAGAGGAGCGGCGCCCGCUCUUCUUGCCAACGAUGCGCUGCCAGCUUGAGCUUGUUCCACACACUGACAUGGUCCGUGUCGUGCACAAAUCUCCACUACUUCGCAGGGGCAAGCACCGUUCCAUGCAAAGCUUGCUUUUGAAUGCCGAUGCGUGCAGCAUGCUUGCAACCGCUGCUGGCAACUUUCACCAAGCUCGCAGUGAGGUUGAGAGGCUGAUUCGAGUUGAGCCUGCUAAACUCAUGACUUUUGAUAUUCUGCAGAACUGGACAGCCGCUUGUUCACAUCCUCGGUCGACUGAAAAAUGCACGCUUGACUCGGCUGAGGAAUGUGCCGCUCUCUUGGAUGACCACCGAAGAGUUCCGAAACGUUGCUUGCAAGUUCGCCGUUCAGGUGGCUCGCCUUCGACCCUGCGCCUGAGACGCAGGAUCCGCCUGCGAAGUACACGAGCAGGCUUCUGGAUAGAGGAAGGCGAGAGGCUUUUUCGGGAGUUUGUGGCGAAGUACGACCUACAAGUGGCUCUAUGGGCAGCAGGUCAAGUGGAGCUUGCACCCCACAAAGGCAAUGUGGACAGCCGUAGCACAUCUGACACGUGGCCAACCGCGGAGGAAGUGAAGCAUCGAGAGACGAUGUUUGGAGUUUUGAACUCUCUCCAGCAGAUGUUGUUCUUCCCAGAUGAUCUGUUGCCACCACUUUGA
Symbiodinium natans is the source of this 2040-nucleotide messenger RNA. NCBI's taxonomy places the organism in Eukaryota, Dinophyceae, Suessiales, Symbiodiniaceae. The record is from the annotation of a GenBank genome assembly.